AUGCAUGAGGAACCAGGAACAAACUAUAUGCUCCGUGAGGAACCAGGAACAAACUAUAUGAUCAAUGAGGAACCAGGAACAAACUAUAUGAUCCAUGAGGACCCAGGAACAAACUAUAUGAUCCAUGAGGAACUAGGAACAAACUAUAUGACCCAUGAGGAACCAGGAACAAACUAUAUUAUGCAAGUGGAACCAGGAACAAACUAUAUGAUCCAUGAAGAACCAGGAAUAAACUAUAUGAUCCACGAAGAACCAGGAACUACUUUACUGGUGGACACAUUAAGUGGACUAUGUCAGCUGUUCUGUAAGACUGUAAGAUACGGAUGCCAGCAGGACCAGGAGUGUUCCACCUCCUACGAGGAUCAGUGCUCCACCACCUACGAACAGCAAUGUGCCACCAAGUACGAUCAGAAGUGUGAGACCAAGUACGAAGAUAAAUGUGAGACCAGGUAUGAAGACCAGUGCUCCACCAGCUACGAGAAUCAGUGUGAGACCAAGUAUGAGCAGCAAUGUAAAACCGAAUAUGAUAAUCAAUGUGAGACUAAGUAUGAGUCUAAGUGUGAGACCAAGUACGCCGAUGAAUGCCAUACUGAAUACGAACAGCAGUGUGAAACUAAAUAUGAUACCCAGUGUGAAACUAAGUAUGAAACUACCUAUGAGCAGCAAUGCGAGACCAAGUACGAACAGGAAUGCGAAACUAAGUACGAAACAACUUACGAGCAGCAGUGCGAAACUAAGUAUGAAACCCAGUACGAAACUAAAUACGAAAAGAAGUGUGAAACCCAAUACGAAACUCAAUAUGAGACCAAGUAUGAAGACAAGUGUGAAACCAAGUACGAUCAGGAGUGUGAAACCAAAUACGACGAACAGUGUGAAACUAAAUACGAAAAGCAAUGCGAAACUAAAUACGAAACUCAGUACGAGCAGCAGUGUGAAACCAAGUACGAGCAGGAGUGUGAAACUAAGUAUGAAACUGAAUACGACACCCAGUGCAGGACUGAAUACAAGACCGAAUACUCCACAACCUACGAGGACAAGUGUGAAACUAAGUAUGAGGAUAAAUGUGAAACCAAGUACGAAACCCAAUACGACACUAUUUAUGAGGAUCAGUGUGAAACCAAGUACGAACAGCAAUGCGAAACCAAGUACGAAACUACGUAUGAGCAGAAGUGUGAGACCAAGUAUGAGCAGCAAUGCGAGACCAAGUACGAACAGCAGUGCCAGACCAAGUAUGAACAGCAGUGUGAAACCAAGUACGAGGAAGUAUGUGAGCAAGCUCUACCCAGCUAUGGAUACGGAGCACCAGCAAGUGGAUAUGGAGCCCCCAAACCCGCCUGUAAAAAGGUUCCUAAGCAAGAAUGUAAAAAUGUGCCCAAGCAAGAAUGUCAGAAUGUUCCCAAACAGGAUUGCAAGAACGUGCCAAAGCAGGAAUGCAGAAAUGAACCCAAGCAGGUCCCCAAGCAGGAAUGCAAGAACGUGCCCAAGCAGGAGUGCAGGAAGGUUCCCAAGAAAGUCGCUAAGCAGGUUCCCAAGCAGGUUUGCAACAAGGUUUCUAAGGAAGAGUGUACGAAGAUCCCCAGACAAGUUCCCAAACAAGUUCCCCAAGAGGUUUGCGAGCAGGUCUCCAAGCAGGUUCCCAAGCAAGAAUGCCACAAUGUUCCCAAACAAGAAUGUCACAAUGUCCCCAAACAAGUUCCCAAGGAACAGUGCCAGAAUGUACCAAAGCAAGAAUGUCACAAGGUUCCCAGGCAAGAAUGCCACAAUGUCCCAAGGCAGGAAUGCACCAAGGUUGCCAAAAAUGUUCCCAAGAAGGUUGGAAAGGAAGUUUGCACUGAUAUCCCCAGACAAGUCUCCAAGCAAGUUCCUAAGGAAGAGUGCCAAAAUGUUCCUAAAAAGAUUCCCAAGCAAGAAUGCCACAAUGUUCCCAAACAAGAGUGUCGCAAUGUUCCCAAACAGGUUCCCAAGGAGGAGUGUCACCAGGUUCCCAAGCAAGAAUGCAAAAACGUUCCCAAGCAAAAGUGCGAGCGAGUUCCAAAAGAAGAAUGCAAGCAGAUCCCACGUGAAAGUUGCAAGAAGGUUCCCAGACAGAGCUGCCAGAAUGUUCCCAAACAAGAGUGCAAGAGUGUUCCCCGUCAGUCAUGCACCAAGGUACCCAAACAAGAAUGCUCUAAAGUACCGAAGCAAGAGUGCAGAAACGUUCCCAGACAAGAAUGUCAGAAUGUUCCCAAACAACAGUGUUCCAAGGUUCCUAAGGAGAACUGUUCUUCCUUCUAUCUAUGCCCUGUCUGUGAGCAACCAACUUACAGCGGUUAAACCCAACCAAACCUAUAUACAAACACCUCUAAUGCUUGAAACUAUACUUGUAUUAUUUAUUCAUAUUUAUUUAAAUAAAGACCUACGUAAAACAGA
Eurytemora carolleeae is the source of this 2409-nucleotide messenger RNA. RefSeq names its product axoneme-associated protein mst101(2). Lineage: Eukaryota; Metazoa; Arthropoda; Copepoda; Calanoida; Temoridae. The record is from RefSeq and is a predicted model, not a curated record. The coding region runs from base 1 to 2313 and encodes 770 amino acids. The transcript is spliced from 3 exons.